Molecule: messenger RNA, 681 nt
Organism: Naegleria lovaniensis
Lineage: Eukaryota; Heterolobosea; Eutetramitea; Acrasida; Naegleriidae
Exons: 7
Coding region: 1-681 (226 amino acids)
Molecular function (GO): GTPase activity; GTP binding
Source: RefSeq, a predicted model, not a curated record
AUGUGUUGCGGAGGAGAGCAAGGGAGCACGAAAGGUCAACAACAACAGCAAAAUAAAAAGGAUGAAAUCCAGAUAAAAGUAGGAAACGUACCACAACAGCAACCACAACAGUCUGCAUCAACAGCAACUGCUAGGGCUGUACAAACAAAUUACGAUGAAUUGUUUAAGAUUGUUUCGGGAUCAUUUUCAGAUAAUUUCAUGCCCACUGUGGGUGUAGACUUGAAAGUACGCUUUUUAAACGUAGAUGGAAAAACCAUUAAGAUUCAAAUAUGGGAUACGGCAGGACAAGAACGAUUCAGAAAUUUAACUCGGUCAUACUAUCGGGGCAGUGAUGGUGUAAUUCUUCUCUAUGACAUUACUCAAGAAAAAUCAUUUACUAACCUGACAGUAUGGCUCAACGAAGUGAAAAAGAAUAUUUUAGGACUCAACAAUGGAGAGAGCAUACCUCAUGGCUCUCAGCUUAACCUCUUCAUUAUUGGCAAUAAGACUGACUUGGAAAAUUCGCGACAAGUCACUACUGACAGAGCUAGAAAAUUCUGUGAAACUCUUCAGAUGGAUGUGUUGUUUGAUGAAAUUUCUUGCAAGAACACACCGAAUGAAACGAUUGAGCAAGACAUUUUGUGUAAACUAUCAAAAAAAAUUUUGGAAUCUCGACAAAAAGAAAAUGAAAUCAUAGACUAG